AUGCUUCCGAGUCCUGUAACUUCAACUCCAUUUUCGGUAAAGGACAUCCUCAAACUGGAACAGCAACAUACUCUUAACCCAAAUGGUUUCAUAAGCGCAGAGCAGGACACUGUACCGCUGCAGUCGCUUCAGCUUCAGUGUAUGCAGAACACAUUAAGCCGGAGUCUUGAUCUCCUCUACAGUCCAGAGAAUCACAACGUGAUUGCUGGGGAACAGGUGAAAUGUGCCUUGAAUUCAGAUGACUUUGACAUCGUCAGAGGUUCAUGUGGCUCUCCAAAGGAGGAAGAGGAGAUGGAUCCAAGCGAAGAAACAGGCAUGUGUCUAUUUGACGAUACCAGUUGUAAUCGUAAAAGCGAUCCACCAAGGGAGAAAGCAAAGCAGAGGCUGCGCAGGAAACCCAGAGUUCUCUUCUCUCAAUCUCAAGUGUUUGAGCUGGAAAGACGCUUCAAGCAGCAGAGAUACCUGUCAGCGCCCGAGCGAGACCACCUGGCUCACGUCCUGAAGCUCACUUCCACACAGGUGAAAAUAUGGUUCCAGAACCGGAGGUACAAGUGUAAGAGACAACGACAGGAUAAAACUCUAGAGCUGGCCGGCCCGCGGAGGGUGGCAGUGCCCGUGCUAGUGCGAGAUGGCAAACCGUGCCAUGGAGCUCCGUACAAUGUCACUAUUGGAUCAUAUCCCUACAAUAACUAUUACAACAGUUAUGGGAAUAACCCAUACCACUGUAACUUCACCUCUGUUCCUUCGUUUGCCAACACAAGCCAAAUACCCAACCAAUUUUCUGUGGAUAUGAAUUUCAAGACGGGAACUGUUGAUGGGAUCAGAGCUUGGUGA
Molecule: messenger RNA, 834 nt
Organism: Xyrauchen texanus (razorback sucker)
Lineage: Eukaryota; Metazoa; Chordata; Actinopteri; Cypriniformes; Catostomidae
Product: homeobox protein Nkx-2.5-like
Exons: 2
Coding region: 1-834 (277 amino acids)
Biological process (GO): cell differentiation; regulation of transcription by RNA polymerase II
Cellular component (GO): nucleus
Molecular function (GO): DNA-binding transcription factor activity, RNA polymerase II-specific; RNA polymerase II cis-regulatory region sequence-specific DNA binding
Source: RefSeq, a predicted model, not a curated record